AUGAAACCGCUGGCCGGCACGGCCAGGCUCGUGUCGGACACCUACCUCGCGAAACUCCUGGAAGGGCUCAGCAGCCUUCGCUCGCAGGGCACGCUGUGCGACGUGACGCUGGAGGCAGAGGGGGUUUGCUUUCCAGCCCACAAGAUCGUUUUAGCGUCAGCAAGCAAUUACUGCAAGAUCCUGUUUGUUGGAAACGUGACGAGAGCGGGGAGCCCGGAUGGUAACGUCCGGCUGAAGGCCGUCAGUGCUGCCGGGCUGAGGAACGUUCUCAACUUCAUUUACUCCAACAAACUAGACCUCUCAUUACAGAAUAUCGAGGAGACCUUCAAAGCUGCAGAAAUCCUCCUGGUUCGGGAGGUGAUCCAGCUGUGCUUCCGUUUUCUGGAGGGUUGCUUGAAUGGUGAGAACUGCAUGGAUGUUCUUAACAUUGCUAAAAAACUUGGCCCAGCAGAGCUGAGACAGAAAGCCAUGUGCUGUGUAGGGCAGCAUUACAAACAGAUCCUGGCUGAUCCUCAGUGCCUGAAAGACCUGGACCGAGAAACCCUUUGUGAGAUUUUAGACAGGACGGACACGGCGGGAUGCAGCGAGCUGGAGCUGUUCAGAGCCGCUGUGAGCUGGCUGCAGCACGACCGGACGCGGCUGAAAGACGCAGCGGAUGUUUUAAGGCGCGUAAGAUUCCCGCUCAUCCCUUUACGGGAGCUGCAGAGCUGUGUCCAGGAGAUGCCCCUCAUGAGGCUGGACUCCGGCUGCCGACGGUACCUGCAGGAGGCUCUGAAUUACCACUCCCAGCCGUACGCUCAGCCAGUCCUGCAGAGCCGGAGCACGAACCUCCGCUCCGGCUCCGCCGUGCUGCUGGUUGCCGGCGGCAGAGCCGCUGACAACUGCGUGUGCAGAGAGAUGUGGGCUGCAGACCAGAGCUGCAGCACCUGGCACAAGGUCGGGGAUCUCUGCGUGCCAGUGUACAACCACUGCGUCGCCGUCGUCGGUGGCUUCCUCUUUGUCAUCGGGGGACAGCGCAAAUUUGAUCCCACAGGAAAGCAGCCGUCAAAUGAGGUUUUCCGAUUUGAUCCCCGCAGCGCGUCCUGGCUCCAGGUCGCCAGCAUGCUGGAGAGACGGACACGCUUCCACGCAGACGUGCUGUCUGACUGCAUCUUCGCCGUGGGUGGUGGGACGCUGCUGGGGACCCUCACCCGCACCGUGGAACUGUACCAGCCCGCGGCCAACAAGUGGGAGUUUGGGGCUCCUUUCCCCACGCCGAUUGCUGAUCACGCAGGCACAACCCACAAGGGAAUUCUCUACAUUUCAGGGGGCUUCUCCGGGGGCAAAACCAUACGAGACACUUACAGCUACCUCCCUCGCCUCCGACGCUGGAUUGGCAACAGUGCCAUGGCUUUCACCCGCUGUGAGCACGGGAUGGCUACUGUCAGGGACAGGAUCUUUUGCAUUGGAGGAAGGACGCUAAAAGGAGCAGAGGAAUGGAUUCACGUCAACGAGACGGAGUAUUAUUGUCCUGUAAGCAAUCAGUGGACAACGCUAACACUGUCCUUCAACUGCUGCCAGUUCAGCAUCACAGCCCAUGAGUCCACGCUCUACGUUGCAGGAGGUGCGUCGCUGCAGCGCAUGCAGAAAGGCGACAGUGUUUUCCUGUACGACACAGAGGGGCAGGAAUGGCAGAAAGCGAGUCCCCUGCCUAAAGCCCUGGUGGAUCAUGCCUCUUGCAUGAUUAAACUGUCCCAAGCGAAUGCAGCUGGCGAGAUGGGGAGGGGUGCAAAGUGCUCCCCUGCGGGCAGGAGGAAAAAAUCUACCCUCAGCUUGGCCAUCACAAAGGAACAGGAGUCCCACUCUGCCUCAGAAAAGAAGUAG
Opisthocomus hoazin is the source of this 1863-nucleotide messenger RNA. Its product is annotated as kelch-like protein 13. NCBI's taxonomy places the organism in Eukaryota, Metazoa, Chordata, Aves, Opisthocomiformes, Opisthocomidae. The record is from RefSeq and is a predicted model, not a curated record. Gene Ontology annotation, molecular function: protein binding.